This is a messenger RNA of Tachysurus vachellii, 4312 nucleotides long. It is a transcript of the gene niban1a, whose product is annotated as niban apoptosis regulator 1a. NCBI's taxonomy places the organism in Eukaryota, Metazoa, Chordata, Actinopteri, Siluriformes, Bagridae. The coding region runs from base 142 to 3924 and encodes 1260 amino acids. The transcript is spliced from 14 exons. The record is from RefSeq and is a predicted model, not a curated record.
UAUCCAGUGCGCCAUUUGAGACAGAGCCGCUGUGUUGUGAAGGCAGCAGUACGGUUUGAAACUUGACUUAGAAAAGAAACGCAGCUUCAAGUGACACAACCUGAGUGCUGACACAAUCAGGGGUCAAAACUAACACUAACUAUGGGAAUAUCGUCCAGUCUUCUGGAUGAAAAUAAACACAACUUCAUUAAAGGUUGGGCGCAGACGGAGCUGAGGCAUUUUGCAUCGAUCUACAAGAAACAGUACUCUUUGGCCUUUCUCUCCCACGUCCAUGAUGAGUUGGUGCAACGGAAACAAGAGCAUACUCAACUCCUUAAACAGCGGGAUCCCCCACAGGAAGCAGAGGUGGUCUACCAGGAGCCUGUGCUCUACUUUUGUGAUAACAGGAAAUGGAAGGAGAGGUUUGUGGUGGUUCGUGCCAAUUACUCUCUGGAGUGCCAUGAGAGCUAUGAGACGUUUAUCAAAGGCAUACCACCACUGUACAAGCUGCCAGCUACAGGAGGCACUAUUCUGACCACAGAAGAGAAAUACAUGGAAGUGGUAGACAGAUGCUUUCCAGAUACUGACAAUGUGAAAGAGGAAUUUGCCCCUCCAGUGGUGGGUAUGCCAGGCCAGUUUCCAGUGUACCUCCGACUGCCAUACCAGAGAGACUACUACUUCUGCUUCCUUCAGGAGGCUAAACAAGCCACGUUUAUCUCGGUGUUAUCUGACUGCAUUCGCCACCAGAAUCAAGACUUCUUAAAGAAGAAGACGUAUGAAGUGCAGGCCUUCGUCAAAGCCAUCCAGCUCUACAGGCAGGACAAGGGCUACUAUGAAGAAUGGGAUAUGCUGAUAGGCAACGAUGUGCAGAUGCUGACUAAUCUAACCAUUGAGGAGCUGAUGCCGUUUUUAGAGAAAGACAUGCUUACUCGUCUGAAGGCCAAGAAGAUGGACAAGAAGAGAAUGUGGUUUGCUACAAUUGAGGCAGCGUACAUCCUGGUACAGGAGACUAUGAUGGAGGGCAUGGCUGCUCUAAACGAUGAGUGUCGAGAGACAACUAAGCAGCAGAGUGCACUCAUGCGCUCAGAUAUGGAUCAGAUCAUGAGUUCCCAAGCCUUUCUGGAGAACAAGCUCAGAGCCACAGUAGCCGAGCUGGCUACCGAAUACUGCAAAAAUAACAUUGAGCCUCGCCUGCCGGCCAUGCUGGAGGAGAUGAUGGGGCCCAUCAGCUUGGGCUUUGAGGAAGCACGCCAGGUCAGCGAGAGAAUGAUGGAAUACCUGUGCAAGAAUUAUCAGGCGGGCUUGACCAGAGAAGAGCUGCAACAGGCUUUGGUGGAGAUGAGUAAACCAGACUUAAAGAGCUGUUAUGAGAAAGUAAGUGGCCUGAGGGAUCAGAUCCAUGAGUUCAGCUACCCAAACUGUAGAGGACUGGAGCACAGCACACAGAUUGAUAUACAACAGCUGGUGGACAACGUGUCCUACACUUUUGCACUACUUCUGAACAAGUCUUUGGAAGACGACACCAACCUAUUAGAUGCCAUGACAAAAGCCAAACAGAGGGUGCUGAAGCAAUAUGACUACGACAGCAGCACACAGAGAAAGAAGAUUUUCCAAGAAGCUCUGCUCAGCAUCACUCUACCCAGUGUCAAAGCUUUUCUAGCUCCUACGUUCAAAAAGGAACUGCCGAACUUUGAACAGUACAUAUUUGAUGAUUAUGUAAAUUUCAUCAACGUGGAAAAUGUCUAUGAGGACAUAUUGCGGCAGAUACUAGAGCAGGACAUUGGAAAUGUGGUAAAGGAAGCUGCAAGCAUGAAAAAGUACAACUUAUUUAUGGAGUCCAGGUACCGUUUUAGUGUUUCCAGCAGGUACUUCUCUAUGCCUGACAGCCCAGACUACAACAGCUCACCCACAACAGAGCUCAGUUCUCUGCCAUCCUCCCCUUUGUUGAGUCAUGGCCUAAUGGUGACUGGAGAAGAUCCAGGUGUGGCUGAGAAGGAGGUGGAGCAGGAAGAGGUUCAGGCUCAUACACAACCAGAGCUUAUUAAGGUACCUGCUGGUGAAGACCCAGGCAUGUCUGUGAAGACGGUAGAGCAGGAGGUCAUCAUUGAGGCACAUGAGCAGACAGAACUUAAUAAGGUACCUGCUGGUGAAGACCUAGGCAUGUCUGAGAAGACAGUGGAGCAGGAGGUAAUCUUGGCCCAGCAGGUAGAGAUUCAAGCACAAGCACAAUCAGAACCUAUUAAGGUAGAAACAUCUGUGAAAGCUGAAAAAGAUGACAAAGUGGAGGAUUACAGAAUGCUAGAAGUGCCUGUUACUGCUGAAACUGAGAUACGAGUCACACCUGACACUCUUAUAGAGCACACAGUAGUUGUGGAGGACAUGCUUGUUGCCACUCAAAAUUUGGAGGAGAAAAUGUUCACAGGGGCUCCUAAUGUAGUGGCCAUAAACCCAGAGACAUUGCUAGAUCCAGCUAGCUACUCAAGCAUAGAACCUGCACUGAAACCUGCAGGUCUUCCACUGCUCCAGUCUAGUCCACCAGUCCAAGAUAAUCCUUCAGUUGGGGCUAGUGCUCCGAGCCAGGAUGAUCCUACACCUGUACAGGCUAGUCCUCCUCCAGUCCAUGCUAGCCCUUGUCCCACUCAGGCUAGUCUUCCUCCAGUCCAGGCUAGUCCUACACCAGUCCAGGCUAGUCCUACACCAAUCCAGGCUAGUCCUAUACUAGUCCAGGUGAGUCCUUCACUAGUCCAAGCUAGUCUUUCACUAGUCCAGGUUAGUCCUUCUCCACUAGUCCAGGCUAGUCCUUCUCCUCCAGUCCAGUCAUGUCCACCAGUCCAGGCUAGUCCUCCACCAGUCCAGGCUAGUCCUCCACCAAUCAAGGCUAGUCCUACACCAAUCAAGGCUAGUCCUACACCAGUCCUUGCUAGUCCUUCACCAAUCCAGGCUAGUCCUCCUCCAGUCCAGUCUUGUCCUCCUCCUGUUCAGGCUAGUCCUACAUUAAACCAGGCUAGUCCUACAUUAAUCCAGGCUAGUCCUACACCAAACCAGGCUAGUACUCCACCAGUCCAUUCUAGUCCUCCACCAAUCCAGGCUAGUCCUCCAUUAGUCCAGGCUAGUCCUCCACCAGUUCAGGCUAGUCCUCCACCAGUCCAGACUUGUCCACUAGUCCAGGCUAGUCCUCAAAUCAGGACUAGUCCUCCUCCAGACAGAUCUAGUCUUUCUCCAGUUCAGGCUAGCCCACUAUACCAGGCUAGUCCACCAGUCAAUCCUACCCCUACACUGGCCCAGACUAGUCCACUAGCCCAGGUUAGUCUUCCAGCUCAGAUUUGUCCACCAGACCAGGCUGGUCCUCCAGUGGUUCAAGCUAGUCCACCAGUCCAGGCUAGUCCACCAGAGGGAGACACAAGGCCCAUGGACCAAGUGUUGCAAAGUGAAAGUGUCAAAUGUAUCUCUGCAGAGAGUGAAACAGAGAGUGCAGCCAGCAUUAGUUCAUCUGUAGAAACUGCUCCAGAUGUGCCAGGCUCUUCAGGCGUACAACUCGUAGUGGCACAAACCAGCAACAACAGUGAAGACGUCAAUGUUUCAGUGGAUGACCUCACUUCCCUCAGACCUCCUAGUUAUGAGGUCAUAGUGAGCAACGUGACAGACUUUUCUGAUGAUUCAUCUUGGACCACGGAGGAGGAGGGUGAUAGCAUUGAGGAAGAUGAACUGACAAUGGACACCACAGCAGAUAUGCCAAAACCCGAGGUCUGUAUCACAGUGAAGUGUGAAACUAUGUCAGAUGUUAGUGCCAGUGUGACUGACAAUACUGCAGAUCCCAAAACUGAAGCAGCCAGACCUUUAGAUUGCAUCAAGGAAAUCCGUGAGCUUGUGGUGGAAGUGAUUGAGGUGGAGGAGAUAGCUCAGCACUACCCUGACAAAGGAGAGGUCCACUUAAACACACAGUGAAGGAGAACGCUGUGUUAAUAUUUAUAAGAGACUUUCUGAACAAUCUGACAUACCGAGUAGUUAAAAACGCUGUCAUGCCAUGACUUAAUGAGCUUAUUUCUCUAUUAAAGUCAUUUGAGUAGUUUAAACAGUUUAUACAUGUGAGUAGAAAGCAAAGUGGGUUUUAAGUUGUUUUAUAAUUGUUUUGGAUUGACUAAGGACUUUAAGCUGCUGUUGAAAGAAUGCCUUUGUUUGUCGUGCUGGUGUUAUAUGCUUUCAUGCCCACAAAUGAAUAAUCGUGUUCAAAGCAGGGGGAAUAAAAAUAUGUAAGUUGUGUCUCAAAAUAAUGAAUAAUGUUUCAUGCAUUUUCAAUUUCUUAUUUGUAUUUAAUAAACCUCUUAAAUACGAA